Cyprinus carpio (common carp) is the source of this 2099-nucleotide messenger RNA. RefSeq names its product beta-crystallin A2-like. Lineage: Eukaryota; Metazoa; Chordata; Actinopteri; Cypriniformes; Cyprinidae. Gene Ontology annotation, biological process: visual perception; lens development in camera-type eye. The record is from RefSeq and is a predicted model, not a curated record. Bases 1057 to 1650 code for a protein of 197 amino acids. The transcript is spliced from 5 exons. Gene Ontology annotation, molecular function: structural constituent of eye lens.
CGAUAUAGUUUUCGUUAAUGUUCCCCUCGCUGCUGAAAUGCUGGGGUUGUACGACGUUUGCUUCAGAGAGGCGUGUUAAGGGCGGCUUUUAGAGCAGCGGCUUGAGGUGUGGCUCGCACAGUCUGGUCAAGACAAUCUGUAACAUUAACAUAUAAUGAAUUGAUCUUUUACGUGUUGUUUGUGAAGAAGAAAAAAAAAACGCCUGUGCUUUCCCUCACAUGAAAUCCUGCAGGCGCCCCUGGUGUAUUAGCAAUGUGAAUUAUAGGUCUAGGCCUACUCCACAUUAUUUUUAAUGCAAGUGCGAGUGCAGCUAUUUUGUAACUUGAAUGUGCCAGGCUUCCGGUAUCAUUCGCUUCCAGACGAAUAAAACAGCUCGUUAUGUUGCUUGAUAUUUCAAACUAGUGUCGUCAUUAUCAAUUUAUCAUAUUAUAUUAUUUAAUUCACUAUUGUAAUUAUAAACACACUGGUUUGUAGCGCAAUACGUUUGAUCGUUUAGCGGCUAAAAAAACUCUCGCACGUUCAAAGAAAAUUGUUUACUUCCGCGUUGUCUAAACGUGGACAUUGUGAUCAAAUUAUCUGUGAAAUGUAUUCUAAUAUCAUUAUUUUUCAGAAAAAUUAGAGUGCGAAAGAAGUCCUCUUUUAGGCCAACAGCAGCCAGUUCUGCCCAGAGAGAGCAUCCACAAGCAGGCACCAGAGAGUGACCAGGGGCAGGGCUCAGUCUAAUCUCCAGCAAUUCUGCUAUUAUCUGCUCUAUCCGUUCAAAGUCUCAUGUCAAAGCAUCACCAUUGUAAAUAGCCAAGGGUCUGGCGUGGGGGCAGAUAGUGAUGUUUUGAUGAGUCAGUGGGUCUAAGACCUCCACAAUAGGCUGCACAGGGCUCCACAAUAGUGAAGGCUAAUACGUUUUUUCUGUUGGCUGCUGCUGAGUGUGCAGGCCUGAUGUGCAUUCUGCACUAAACGAGGGGCCCUGUCCUAUAAAAACACUGGACAAGGGCUUGGCCACCACAUUGAUUAUACUGGAUCUGUCCCACCUCAAGAGUGCGGUGAUCGACAUCAGCCAUGAAUCCGCAGGAGCUUUUGGAGCAGAAGGGGAAGUUUAGGAUGACUGUGUUCGAGGAGGAAUACUUCCAGGGCAAGAGCUGUGAAUUCACAUUUGAGUGCCAGAACAUUCUGGACAGAGACUUCAGAAAGAUUCGCUCCAUUAAGGUGGAGAACGGCCCCUGGGUGGGGUACGAGUAUCCUGAGUUCCAGGGCCAGCAAUUUAUCCUGGAGAAAGGAGACUAUCCCUGUUACCAGGCCUGGAGUGGCAACAGCAGUUACAGAACAGAGCACAUGCUCUCUUUCAGGCCUAUUAAAUGUGCUAACCACAGUGACAGUAAGAUUACUCUCUAUGAGUGUGAAGACUUCAUGGGACGUAAAUUUGAGAUGUGUGACGAUUAUCCUUCCCUUCAAGCCAUGGGUUGGUGUAGCAAGGAAGUUCCCUCAAUCAAAGUCAACUCUGGAGCCUGGGUAGGCUAUCAGUUUCCCGGUUACCGUGGAUAUCAGUACAUCUAUGAGAGAGACAGACACGAAGGAGAGUACAGAUGCUACAACGAGUACGGCACCCAGGCACACACCAAUCAGAUCCAGUCUAUGCGCAGAAUUCAGCAAUAAGACCCAACACCAUUGUGUACCCACCAUGUCAUGCCAUGUCAAUACUAUAGGCAAUAAAGACAUUAUUUAAACUAUAGUAAAAGAGUGUUUGUGGCAAUUCCUUUAAUUUUUAUUUUUUAAUGAAAACAACUUCUCUGCUCAAUUUAUGGAUCUGCUACGAGGUAAUUAUUGAUGUAAAACAAGCAGAUCCGAUGUUUUUUUAAGCUAUAUGUAAUUAGAACAGGCCUCCCACAUUUCUAGGUAAAUGUUAUCAUGCAGAAAUUUUAGCAAGUUUUUUUUUUUAGAAUAGUCAGACUAGACUGAUGGAGGAAUAAGCCACUUCAUUAUAUUUAACAAUUAGGAUGUUUUAUGCUAGCUGAACAAUGCCAAGUCUUGCUUAAUGAUGUCCUAAACCACCUGUAUGAUGGAUAUGAGACUGUGAUAUUUCUAAUAAACAAGAGCAUGAGUAA